Loa loa (African eye worm) is the source of this 336-nucleotide messenger RNA. RefSeq lists its product as hypothetical. The transcript is spliced from 2 exons. Bases 1 to 336 code for a protein of 111 amino acids. The record is from RefSeq and is a predicted model, not a curated record. Lineage: Eukaryota; Metazoa; Nematoda; Chromadorea; Rhabditida; Onchocercidae.
AUGAAAGCGGCCCAGCUAAGCAGGAUCGAUGUAAGCGUGGAGAAGUAUAUAGAUCGAAUUUGGGAUUUAACACAUUCCAAAAAAUAUCAAAAAACGGGCAGAUCAGAGUUGAAGGAAAUACUGAGACGAGACAGUAAAGAACAAUUUUAUAAAUACGUGGAUACGGUAUUUACUGCCCAUCUUAAAUAUCGACAUGGCUACGAUACGAAUGCUCCAUGUUGGGAUUUCAUUACUUCUUUUUUCUUUACGGCAACGAUGCUCACUUCACUCCCACCGGAUGCUAUCCCAGGACAGGUGCAUGAUUUUAUUGUUCUUAGCAACACCUGCUUGUUUUGA